UGAUUCCGAUUUUCUCGUUUCAGGUUUCUGCUGCGCACAGCCUGCAUCAAGAACGCCUGGUCAUCCUGACCCCGGCCAACAUUGAACUUCUAACGGCCACCAGCAAAUAUUCCAAUAAACCGGCGUCACAGAGGAGUACUGCCGACGAGAGGAUAGUUGCCGAGCAAUUUCACGCGGCAACUCGCAGCGAUUUCCGUGACCGCCCCAAUCAGCGCGGACAAGUAGCAAUAAAUCUGAAACAAAUAACGAACCUACGUCCGAAACGUCUUGCUCGGCUCGCUCGUGUUCUUGUUAGUGAGGCGCCUCCCGUCGACUAGUCCGUGCUCAGUGGCGGGUCUGCUCAGAUCAUCUCCAAAACUACUCUACUCCCGAGCUCAAGGGUGCAGAUUUAGUCGCCCUGUCACGUCUCUAGGGUGUGUGAAGGCUGUCGCAGUAGGUAACUGAGCGCGUCUGGCGGCCGAUGCGCCUCGAAGGUCACUGACUGCAGAAAUUCGAUCGGCGCAACGUUCAGACAGAUUCGGCGGCGGCGGCGGCGCGCGUCGCCGCAGUCGAGGUGGUUCGUCGCAAGCGACAGCUGGCCCCGCGUGCCGCGUCGAGAUCGGCGGAACAGUCGGGCGACCGACGUCGGCGUGAGCGUUCGCGUACCAACGGUCUCACAGAGGGCGGCCGCUGACAGCACGGUACAGAACUCAGGACACUGGUGAUAGACAGUGCAAGCAUCCGGUGUGGCAAACGGACAUCGGAUAUCAUUGCCGCUGGUUGGCAAAUCUCUUUGGAGAAAACUGGACGCGAUUCGACAGGCGUCUAAGCGCUGUGAGAGAAAGAACCGCAAGUGAAAAACAGGUGCGAUAUAUACGUAAAAGAUUUUUUGAAAAGCACAAAUCCUCGCAUUUCCUCACACGUGCUUAGCAUUUCUCUGCUUCCUCCGUAAUCUAAUUUUCAAAGCCACCCGAAAAUCAUGGCCUCCGAAAAUGACAGCUUCUUGUUUGAUGACUUCGGCUUGGACUUCUUGAACGACUCCAUCUCCUCUACAUCCGCCUUCCACAACAGCGUCAACGACACGUCCAGCACCGACGGCGACAUGCACACCGUCAUCCCGAUGACGGUGCUGUACGUCAUCACCUUCCUUCUCAGCGCCGUGGGCAACACAGUCACCUGCAUCGUCAUCGUAUACAACAGGUACAUGCAUACCGCGACGAACUAUUAUCUCUUCAGCAUGGCCAUCUCGGAUCUUCUGCUUCUUGUUACUGGACUGCCCAUCGAGCUCUACGGCUUCUGGACGCCCGGACAGCCGUACGCCUUUGGCGAGACGUUCUGCAUCGUUCACGGACUGUGCGCCGAAACGUCCACUAAUGCUUCCAUUCUCACCAUCGUGUUCUUCACAGUGGAGCGCUACAUGGCGAUCUGCCAUCCACUGAUACAGCAGACCAUGUCAAGUCUCCCUCGUACCAUCCGCAACAUCGUCUUCAUCUGGGCAGUUGCACUUCUCUGCGCCUGUUUCCCCGCUGCUCAGUUUGGUAUCAAACACAAGCUGGAUGAGUUCGGUAACAUCCGCGAGGAGACUGCCAACUGCAACGUGGUGCGCCAUCUCUUCCCCUACGUCUUCGAGGUGUCGUCAGUGCUGUUCUUCGUCGUGCCGAUGAUGAUCAUCACGCUUCUCUACGUUCUCAUCGGGCUGCGCCUGCGCCGUUCCGGACGCUCGAGGCACAUGUCCCGAGGAAGUAUGCACGGAGGAGGGUCCGGUACCGGCGCCGGUGCCAUCGCUGCCAGGAGAGCCGUCAUCAAAAUGCUAGUGGCGGUGGUGGUAGCAUUUUUCAUCUGCUGGGCACCAUUCCACGCGCAGAGACUACUGGCCAUCUCCGUGCCCGACAACCGAUCAGAGGUCGUCAAUGCCAUUAUGCAGGGUCUGUAUCGGGUCUCUGGAGUACUCUACUUUGUCAGCACAUGCGUCAACCCCAUUCUCUACCAUAUUAUGAGCGCCAAGUUCCGACAAGCCGUUCGGGACACCUUUGGAAAGACCUGCAAAAGACUGUGCUGCUGUUCAGGGACUUGCGAUCGAGAGGAUUCAGUCAGUCAGCCGUCAACAAACAUUACUGGACUGACGCCAUCGGCCGACGGUGGUUCGGAAAAGAUGCCGGAGCUUCUCGCCACGGUCGAUCCUCUGCUGGCCAAAAACACCACUGUCACCCGGGUCUGAGCCGCCGCUCGACCGCCACCAUGACGCCAUUAUGACGUCACAAUGGCGUCGUUUCUUUUCUUUCAUCGCUUCCCUUGACCGGUUGAUGUGCGUCGCAAAAAUCAGCGCCGCUCAACAGACGACCUCGUUUAGCCUGAGCAUCUAAGUGAGUGCAACAGUCGCCGGUUGGUCACGCAAGACCACAUCUCGCAGAACAUUUAGCCGCCGCUAUUUGGGGCCUCUGACGUCAUCACUGACGUCAUUUGAGCUCGGAGUCGGCCGUCGGAUACUACGCAGUGACAGGCGUGACCUGCUGCUCUUUAAACGACACUGAUAAUAAGUGAUUGGCGCAGAGCGGAAACGAAGGAACGCUGUCAUGGCGAUGUAUGAUAGCCGUUGGGUAAAGACUCGCUGAUCCGAUGGUGCUGUGCUGGAGAUGACAAUCGUAGCGCAUGUGACGAGAUAUGACGCUGUGUAGUGAUGCGUAGCGAUGGAGCUCGAGUCUCGCCGAUUCGAGUCUCGUAUCCAUCGAAGCUGAAUCCAAUGUUUCCUCGGAUGAAAUCAUUUGUAGUUUUUUUUUUAGAACAGAGGCGCAUUUAUGUUUUCUUUUUUCAUCAGCAUGCAUUUUGUCUCACAUAGCAGUUGUGGUGCCAGGCUGGUUUUGAGUGAUCAAUGGUAAAUGUGAAUACUGAAUAGGUCAUUUCAGCGUGUGUAUUGUUCGAAUUGUGUGGUUGGACUUUUGGCCAUAUUUUUGCGCGUAUGAGAGGGUUAUGAAUCUCGUCUUGUUGGCCUGUAGAUGUCAAGUACUUGGCUUAUUUGUCGUAUAACUGGAAUAUGUAGGUUGUUAACGAUCAACAUUUCGGUGCAGCGAAAACGAGUACCUGGUAGUUGAGAGAGAAACGGGCCGGACCCAGGCUUUUCGCCAAACGUAUGUGCAAUUUUUGCUCUGCAUAGCUCGCUUAUUGUACAUAUGUACAUUUAGUAUUUUUGAAUCACAGUAUCAAGUUGAAAUCUGCCACAGAUAGAUAUAUGUGAUUGGUCGGUAUGCUUCGUGGUGUAGAUAUGUGUUUUUUUUUUGUGUUUUGGUGAAUAUGUCCCAUCUUUUAUGUAUAUCAUUGUACCUUUAGUCACUGACAUUGUGUAUGGAUAAGAUGGUAAUGCGAUCAAGAACUUAAUCUGAAAUGUGAUAUACGUCAUUAUAAUUUAUGACGCUAUCUAUUUCUAAAAUUCGCUGCUGUGAAUAGGAUUGUGUUAUUUUUGUCAUGAUCUAUGUGUAUUGUAUAGAUUUAGAGAAGUAUUUUUGGCAGCAUCUGGAGAACUCGUGUUAGGAUGAAAUUAAUUAGUUUCUGGCUAAUAAUGGCUCAAAUAGUUCCGUAUGAGAUACUUCAGUCAUUAUUGCAGUGAGCAUAUAUCAAAAAAGUUCAUUGUCACAAUGCAAUAGUAGACUAUCGAAUUCCAUAAGCUUGAGCGGGUUGUUGGCUAUGGUGACGUUAUUCUGGCUAAACCUGUUGAGAUCAAUGGCUCCUUUUAUAAUACAGAUACGUAACUGCUAUCGAGAACGGUAUAAGUCGUAGCACCAAAGCCUUUACUUUUUCAAUUUUAUGUGAAUUGCAACUCGACGAAAUUUUAUGUUACGAGCAUUUAGUAGACAGUACUAUCCACUUAUGGUCAAUUUUCUUCUCCAUUCAUAGUAUUGUUUAUCUAAAAAUGACUUUUCUUACACGAUAAAGCUAUUUGUGUGAUAAGCGCAAGUCUGGAAAAGCCCAGCCCUACCAGCAACAACAUACCAGAGCGUUGCAUGAUGAAAUUUAGCUUGAUAUUCCCCACCUACACCAUUUAAAUCUUGCUAAAAAAGAUGAAAAUUUGUAUUUUUAAUUGGUGCUUAGAUUAUGCCACUCUCGACGGCCGAAAAAAAUAAUGUUACGGGAUGCCCUGUGAGCUUUCUUAAUAAGCGUAAGGAAAACUGUUAAAGGUGAAUAUCUCUAUCGAAAGUUGCUACUGAAUAUGCUGCAAGCUAUCGAGGGCCAUUGGAUGAUAUAUUUCAGGAACAUGAUAAGUUAGUGUGAACGAUGACAUUUGUCGCCAGCUACAUGUCUUUGUGUUCGAUGUAGUGUCGCGUCGGGCACCUUCAGAUAGCGCCCGCAGGAAUCUCCGACAAAUGUAGCGCUGCUCCAGCUCACAUCUCUCUUUUUGUGGGCUUAUUCCGUGUUGUGCGCCGCCCGACUGGACAGGAGGUGUUUCCGUGUGCUUUCCGCGUUGGAGCUGGCUCGUGGCGGCGCUGCCCCGAGCCCGACCCACCAGUUCUGCUGCCGCCGGGUUCAAAUACACCAUUUGUCUGGAUCGUUUGUAAUUGCCGGGAAGAAGGUUGGCCGCUGGGCGCCGAUAGUAGCGUGGAAAUGAUAAGUUACUACAGAUAUGACGCU
Amphibalanus amphitrite is the source of this 4599-nucleotide messenger RNA. Its product is annotated as pyrokinin-1 receptor-like. The transcript has 6 exons. Lineage: Eukaryota; Metazoa; Arthropoda; Thecostraca; Balanomorpha; Balanidae. The coding region runs from base 959 to 2197 and encodes 412 amino acids. Gene Ontology annotation, molecular function: neuropeptide receptor activity. Gene Ontology annotation, cellular component: plasma membrane. The record is from RefSeq and is a predicted model, not a curated record. Gene Ontology annotation, biological process: neuropeptide signaling pathway.